Molecule: messenger RNA, 2012 nt
Organism: Pseudomassariella vexata
Lineage: Eukaryota; Fungi; Ascomycota; Sordariomycetes; Amphisphaeriales; Pseudomassariaceae
Product: family 31 glycosyltransferase
Exons: 1
Coding region: 244-1896 (550 amino acids)
Cellular component (GO): membrane
Molecular function (GO): acetylglucosaminyltransferase activity
Source: RefSeq, a predicted model, not a curated record
CCAUUAUCCACCAUAGGCAUUCCUACAUUCCAAGCUCGCGCGUGCCAAGCUAUUAGUUGGGACGAAUAUUGUUCGACUAUCGCCGCACAUAGUUCCCACGCAUCACCGCGUCCGUCCCUUGUGGCAGCGCUUCGAGGUGGGAACGCGCCGGCACUGGCUGCAACACACAGCAAAUCAAAGGACAAUCCCCUCCCCAUCACGACGGUUCACUCUUUUGAUCUGGUCGGCCUGGUAAGGAAAACGAUGGGAGCCAAAAUGCCAGCACCACACCAGCGGUUUUUCAGCAUGCGGAACCCUUUCUCGAGAUGCGUGCUAUUCGCUGUCGCACUGCUCUUCCUCCUGGCCCUGACCUGGAAAUCAGACAGGAUAGACGAUGUCACCACACAGAUCAUGAAGGCGGCAGCGACAAAGAGCAAGACAUCUACAUCUACGUACCAGCAACCCAUUGGUGGCGAUCUACCGGUGGCCACCGAGGCUGAUGUUGUCCCCGUCUCGGACCAUGUCAUGGACUGCAGCGUGAACACGACGCACAUGGAAGAACUGAAGACAAAGUAUGAGCUUCAAGAUGGGUUCCAGUACAUGAAGCGCUACGUCAAGAUUAACCGUGAGCCCAUUGCGCGGAAGUCGAUCACGAAGCUGAAGCAGGAGUUCCUGCCCGACAGCUUCAAGACCAUCGACUCCAACUACGCAAACAACUACGGCCAGGAGCGGUGCAUGGAGCCCCUGCAGGUUCCGGUCCCCGAGUCCCCUUACCCUGCCACCGGCAACCUCACCGACUUCAUGUUCGGUGUUUCCACCACCUUCAAGCGAUUCAAUGCGAGCAAGACCAGUCCCGUCAAUGAGUGGACCUACUGGAUGACGGAUGGCAAGGGCAACUCGAACGGUGCCAAGCUGGUUCUCCUGCUGCUGGAUGCGACCGAGGACCAGAUCCUCGAGGCCAAGACUAUUUUGGACGCUCGGGGCAUCGACGUCGACGUUUACCACUCCGACUCGCGCAUGGAAAUGGCGGUUCGAUAUCUCACCUUGGUGCCGACUUUGUACAACCACCCCGAACGACCGAACAAGAAGUGGCUCGUCACCUGCGACGAUGACACUUUCUUCCCCAGCGUACACUUGCUCACCAGGAAGUUUGAGCAAUACGACCCUACCCAGCAGCUUUACAUUGGUACCCUGUCGGAAGAUGUUAACAACAUUGAUCGGCACGGGUCCCAAGCAUUUGGCGGCGCGGGUGUCUUCCUCUCGGUGCCCAUGGCCGAGCAAAUCACUAACGACUACGAGAGCUGCAAGACCGACGAGAAGGUCCGCGAAUCCAACUCCGGUUGGGGUCCUCAGGGUGACAUUCUGCUCCGAAAGUGCAUUUACGAGAACACUGACGUGCGAUUGUCGCUGCUGCGUGGUCUCUACCAGCUUGAUCUCUACGGAGACCCGUCAGGCUUCUACGAGUCCGGCAUUAAGCCCAUCUCUCUGCACCACUACAAGGGCGGAGGCUGGCAUUUGGCCCUCCCUUGGCAAUACACCAAGAUUGCUCACAUCUGUGGCGAAGACUGUACUCUGAUGCGUUUCCAGACCGCUGACGACUUCAUCAUCUCGACCAGUUUCAGUGUGGUCCAAUACCCCAAGGGCAUCAACUUUAACCUCGCUCAGAUGGAACGGACUUUCGCCGCUGCCCCUCAAGACAAGGGCUGGAACUUGGACUACAUUUUCGACCCUCAGCGCCCUAGCCUGCUGAAGACAGGCCGCAAAAUCAGUUGGGAUCUCCAGGAUGCCAAUGUAAACGAUGACAAUACUGUCAGUCAGAUCUAUGUACGCAAGGCCAACGACUGGAGAUGGGUCGACAAGAACGACGUGCCGAUGUCUAAGUACGACGGCGUCAUUGAGCUCAUCUGGGUUCCAUGAACUCUCUUCAUCCGCGACGAUAUUACGAUGACGCUAUGAUGGGCUAGAGGUGACGGGGAAUUUUCUAUAUACAGUCGACUCUUCGCAUGUUUUGGAAAGCAAAGCAAUCUCGCAAC